AUGGCAGUCUCCAAGAGCUCCUCGUCUUUACCCAGCCAUUGUUUUAAUGGAGAUAUUAGACCAUCUCUUGUUCCGAGCGGAGCUACUCCUCAGAAGUGGACCAUUCUUGAAGAAACUUCUGACAUCUCUAAACCCCGUCAAACCAUUCUGAAUGGGCAAAGUUUUAAGGAUGAAUUUUCCAUGGAAUAUGAACAAAAGCUGAAGGAUGUCAGGGAAUUAUUGAAAUCAGAGGAAUUAGAAAAUCAAAUAGAAAGCUUAAUGUUGGUGGAUGCUAUCCAGCGACUAGGUGUUGACUACCAUUUUCAGGAAGAGAUUGAAGCAGUUCUUCAGCGACAUUAUAUGGAAGCCACCACUUCUUUUGAUGGAUACUCCUAUUACUGUCUUCAUGAUCUUUCACUUUUCUUCAGACUCUUGAGAGAACAUGGUUUUUUCAUUCACGCAGACAUAUUCAACAAAUUCAAGGGAAAAGAUGGGGUGUUUGAAGGGAAAUUAAAGGAAGAUAUUAGAGGAUUGAUGGAAUUGUAUGAAGCUGCUCAGCUAGUGACAGAAGGAGAAGAUAUUCUUGAUGAAGCAGCAAAAUUUAGUAGCCAAAUUGUUAGUAACAGAAUAAAGCAUCCUUAUCACAAGAGCAUUGCAAGAUUUACUGCGAAGAAGUAUAUUAGAGAUUUCCAACACAUAAAUGGAUGGGGAAAAACAUUGAAAGAGCUCGCAAAAAUGGAUAUUUCCAUGGCACAGACCUGGGCAUGUCUGUGUGACGCUUUCCUAGUAGAAGCUAAAUGGUUUGCUUCACGGCACUUACCAACCUCCAAUGAGUACCUAGAAAAUGGGAAGGUGAGUUCAGGAGUACAUGUGGUGCUCGUCCACCUCUUCUUCCUUUUGGGAAUCAAUAAAAGAACAAGAGGGGCCGUUCAGGUGGAUGAUAUAUCAGAACUCAUAUCCUCUGUGGCCGCUAUUCUCCGUCUCUGGGAUGACUUUGGAAGUGCCAAGGAUGAGCAGCAAGAUGGAAACGAUGGUUCGUACAUAGAGUGCUAUGUGAAAGAGAAUCCAGGAUCAACCAUCGAGAUUGCGCGAGAGCAUGUUGUUGAUAUUAUAUCAAGUGAAUGGAAGCGUCUUAACAAGGAGUGUUUGCAUUUAAAUCAAAACUCGGCAAGUUCAUCCUUCACAAAAGCUUCUCUUAAUCUUGCAAGAAUGGUUCCUCUAAUGUACAGUUACGAUGACGACCAACAACUCCCUGUCCUUGAAGAAUUCAUCAACUCCACACUCUUUGAUGAUAAUUUCUUGGUGCACCGUCCUUAA
Messenger RNA from Fraxinus pennsylvanica, 1296 nucleotides. NCBI's taxonomy places the organism in Eukaryota, Viridiplantae, Streptophyta, Magnoliopsida, Lamiales, Oleaceae. The record is from the annotation of a GenBank genome assembly.